AUGAUGUUCGGGUCGAUGCCAGGCAUGUUUGACGGCGACUAUGCGAACAUGUCUUUGUUGUUCUGGUGGAAGGUGGUCAGCUCCACCUUCUCUUCCGGGCUUAAGCUCGAGCCGCUCCGCGCUUUCCUGUCUGGGUGGUCAGGAUCCAAGGGUAUUAACUCGACGUCUUCUUCAGGUUUCCAUCUUUCUUUAGGAGAGACCUCUAGAUGGAUUUCCUCGGCUUGGUCCUAG
Messenger RNA from Prunus armeniaca (apricot), 231 nucleotides. NCBI's taxonomy places the organism in Eukaryota, Viridiplantae, Streptophyta, Magnoliopsida, Rosales, Rosaceae. The record is from the annotation of a GenBank genome assembly.